Lontra canadensis (Northern American river otter) is the source of this 3378-nucleotide messenger RNA. RefSeq names its product gamma-aminobutyric acid type B receptor subunit 1 (gene GABBR1). Gene Ontology annotation, cellular component: G protein-coupled receptor heterodimeric complex; membrane. Bases 245 to 3262 code for a protein of 1005 amino acids. NCBI's taxonomy places the organism in Eukaryota, Metazoa, Chordata, Mammalia, Carnivora, Mustelidae. The record is from RefSeq and is a predicted model, not a curated record. Gene Ontology annotation, biological process: gamma-aminobutyric acid signaling pathway; G protein-coupled receptor signaling pathway. The transcript is spliced from 24 exons. Gene Ontology annotation, molecular function: G protein-coupled GABA receptor activity.
GGCGCCGCCUCCUUCGCUCCCGGCUCCCGCUCCCGCGGCCGCUGCCGCCCCGGGAAGGAGAGACCGGGGUGGGGUUUGGGGGAGCGCGAGGGGAGCGAGACCCUGGCCGGGCAGGAACCCGGAUUCGCGGGGAGGAGGGCUGGGAGGAGGGGAAGGCUGAGGAGAAAGGAGGGGGAGCGGGAGGAGCGGCCGGGCCUGGGGCCUAGAGGCCGGGAGAGCCGGGAAGCCGGGCCGGCGCGCCGAGAUGCUGCUGCCGCUGCUGCUGCCGUUGCUGCCGCCGCUCUUCCUCCGGCCCCCGGGCGCGAGCGGGGCGCAGACCCCCAACGCCACCUCAGAAGGUUGCCAGAUCAUACACCCGCCUUGGGAAGGGGGCAUCAGGUACAGGGGCCUGACUCGGGACCAGGUGAAGGCUAUCAACUUCCUGCCCGUGGACUAUGAGAUUGAGUAUGUGUGCCGGGGCGAGCGAGAGGUGGUGGGGCCCAAGGUCCGGAAGUGCCUGGCCAACGGCUCCUGGACGGACAUGGACACGCCCAGCAGAUGCGUCCGAAUCUGCUCCAAGUCCUAUUUGGCCCUGGAGAACGGGAAGGUUUUCCUCACGGGUGGGGACCUCCCUGCUCUGGACGGAGCCCGGGUGGAUUUCCGAUGUGACCCUGACUUCCAUCUUGUGGGCAGCUCCAGGAGCAUCUGUAGUCAGGGCCAGUGGAGCACUCCCAAGCCGCAGUGCCAGGAGAGACCCCUGCAUUUAAUAAUAUUUAGGCUCCACAAAACCAGGAUCUGCCCGUGUCUUAGCUGUUGGCACUCCUGUCUCAAACUCUGUUGUCCUAUGAAAAAUAAAAGAAGAAAACCGGCAGUGAAUCGAACGCCGCACUCAGAACGGCGCGCAGUGUACAUCGGGGCGCUGUUCCCCAUGAGCGGGGGCUGGCCCGGGGGCCAGGCCUGCCAGCCCGCGGUGGAGAUGGCGCUGGAGGACGUGAACAGCCGCAGGGACAUCCUGCCGGACUAUGAGCUCAAGCUCAUCCACCACGACAGCAAGUGUGACCCAGGCCAAGCCACCAAGUACCUGUACGAGCUGCUCUACAAUGACCCCAUCAAGAUCAUCCUUAUGCCCGGCUGCAGCUCCGUGUCCACGCUGGUGGCCGAGGCUGCCAGGAUGUGGAACCUCAUCGUGCUGUCCUAUGGCUCCAGCUCGCCGGCCCUGUCCAACCGGCAGCGUUUUCCCACAUUCUUUCGGACUCAUCCGUCGGCCACGCUGCACAACCCCACACGCGUGAAGCUCUUUGAGAAGUGGGGCUGGAGGAGGAUCGCCACCAUCCAGCAGACCACGGAGGUCUUCACCUCGACUCUGGACGACCUAGAGGAGCGAGUGAAGGAGGCUGGAAUCGAGAUCACUUUCCGCCAGAGCUUCUUCUCCGAUCCAGCUGUGCCCGUCAAAAACCUGAAGCGCCAGGAUGCCCGAAUCAUCGUGGGACUUUUCUAUGAGACCGAAGCCCGGAAAGUGUUUUGUGAGGUGUACAAGGAGCGGCUCUUCGGGAAGAAGUACGUUUGGUUCCUCAUCGGGUGGUACGCUGACAACUGGUUCAAGAUCUACGACCCGUCCAUCAACUGCACGGUGGACGAAAUGACCGAGGCAGUGGAAGGCCACAUCACCACCGAGAUCGUCAUGCUGAACCCUGCCAACACCCGCAGCAUCUCCAACAUGACGUCCCAGGAGUUUGUGGAAAAACUGACCAAGAGGCUCAAGAGACACCCCGAGGAGACUGGUGGCUUCCAGGAGGCGCCGCUGGCCUACGAUGCCAUCUGGGCCUUGGCGCUGGCCCUGAACAAGACGUCCGGUGGGGGUGGCCGCUCCGGUGUGCGCCUGGAAGACUUCAACUAUAACAACCAGACCAUUACCGACCAGAUCUACCGGGCGAUGAACUCCUCGUCCUUCGAGGGCGUCUCUGGUCACGUGGUGUUUGAUGCCAGCGGCUCCCGGAUGGCCUGGACGCUCAUUGAGCAGCUGCAGGGGGGCAGCUACAAGAAGAUCGGCUACUAUGACAGCACCAAGGACGAUCUUUCCUGGUCCAAAACGGACAAGUGGAUCGGAGGGGCCCCCCCGGCUGACCAGACCCUUGUCAUCAAGACAUUUCGCUUCAUGUCCCAGAAACUCUUCAUCUCGGUCUCCGUGCUGUCCAGCCUGGGCAUCGUCCUGGCUGUGGUGUGUCUGUCGUUUAACAUCUACAACUCUCACGUCCGUUACAUUCAGAACUCCCAGCCCAACUUGAACAAUCUGACUGCUGUGGGCUGCUCCCUGGCGCUGGCGGCUGUCUUCCCCCUCGGGCUGGAUGGUUACCACAUUGGGAGAAGCCAGUUCCCCUUCGUCUGCCAGGCGCGCCUCUGGCUCCUGGGUCUGGGCUUUAGUCUGGGCUAUGGCUCCAUGUUCACUAAGAUCUGGUGGGUCCACACGGUCUUCACGAAGAAGGAGGAGAAGAAGGAGUGGAGGAAGACCCUGGAACCCUGGAAGCUGUACGCCACCGUGGGCCUGCUGGUGGGCAUGGACGUCCUCACUCUCGCCAUCUGGCAGAUCGUGGACCCCUUGCACCGCACCAUCGAGACUUUCGCCAAGGAGGAGCCUAAGGAAGACAUCGAUGUGUCCAUCCUGCCGCAGCUGGAGCACUGCAGCUCCAGGAAGAUGAACACGUGGCUCGGCAUUUUCUACGGCUAUAAGGGGCUGCUGCUGCUGCUCGGUAUCUUUCUUGCUUACGAGACCAAGAGCGUGUCUACAGAGAAGAUCAAUGACCACCGGGCUGUGGGCAUGGCCAUCUACAACGUGGCGGUCCUGUGCCUCAUCACUGCCCCGGUCACCAUGAUCCUGUCCAGCCAGCAGGACGCAGCCUUCGCCUUCGCGUCCCUGGCCAUAGUGUUCUCCUCCUACAUCACUCUGGUCGUGCUCUUCGUGCCGAAGAUGCGCAGGCUGAUCACCCGGGGCGAGUGGCAGUCGGAGGCGCAGGACACCAUGAAGACAGGCUCAUCCACCAACAACAACGAGGAGGAGAAGUCCCGGCUGUUGGAGAAGGAGAACCGUGAGCUGGAGAAGAUCAUUGCUGAGAAAGAGGAGCGAGUCUCCGAGCUGCGCCAUCAGCUUCGGUCUCGUCAGCAGCUCCGCCCCCGGCGCCACCCCUCUACGCCCCCAGACCCCUCGGGGGGCCUGCCCAGGGGGCCCCAUGAGCCCCCUGACAGGCUCAGCUGUGAUGGGAGCCGGGUUCAUUUGCUGUACAAAUGAGGGCCCCAGGGAUUGGGGAGGGGCUGGGAGGAAGGCCUCCUCUGUGAGUCUGGGAUUGGCUGGGUCCCCAGGACUGUAGACCCGGCGCGUUUGCUCUCGUGUGCUUGCAGUUUUCU